CGCGCGAACGAAAAAUAAUAUUAUAACCUCCAGCCGGACUUGGCUUUAUAAACUGUAAUAACAAACCCGGUGCAACGUGCAAGUGCUGGACAACAAGACCGGCAUACACAAGUGAUUCAUUUAUCGCGUGUGUUUUUUUUUAUUUUUCCGCGCGAAAAGUAAAUUAAAGGGGUAAAAACACUCAAGGGGUUGGAGCUCAAAGCUAAGGCAGUUUAAUAUUUUUUGUUUAUGUCCUGGAGCAGGCGGCAAUGGUAGCUGAUAAAUCUGGAAAUUUACCAUGGGUCGAAAAGUACCGGCCAUCAACAUUAGAUGACCUCAUUUCACACGAGGACAUUAUUAAAACCAUUAACAAAUUUAUAAAUGAAAAUCAACUGCCGCAUUUAUUAUUUUAUGGCCCUCCUGGUACAGGAAAAACAAGUACAAUUCUGGCUUGUGCCAAAAAAUUAUAUACGCCAGCACAAUUCAACUCGAUGGUGCUGGAGCUGAACGCGUCGGAUGACAGGGGUAUUGGUAGUGUUAGAGGUCAGAUACUUAGUUUCGCAAGUACCGGAACAAUGUAUAGAUCUGGAUUUAAAUUAAUAAUACUGGAUGAAGCUGAUGCCAUGACAAACGACGCCCAAAAUGCCCUCAGAAGAAUAAUGGAAAAAUAUACCGAGAACGUGAGGUUCUGUAUAAUCUGUAAUUAUCUCAAUAAAAUCAUACCUGCGCUGCAGUCCAGAUGCACAAAGUUCCGGUUCGGUUCCCUAAAAUCCGAGCAGAUUCUCCCUCGACUUGAGCACGUCGUUGUAGAAGAAAAUAUAAAAAUAACUGAAGAUGGUAAACGUGCUCUCAUGGAUCUAAGUGGCGGGGAUAUGAGAAAAGUCCUUAAUGUUCUUCAAAGUACGUGGCUGGCAUUCGGAUCAGUUUCUGAAACAAAUGUUUAUUCCUGUGUUGGUCAUCCUCUGCCAAUUGAUAUAAAAAAUAUAUUAAAUUGGUUACUGAACGAGCAAUACUUUUCAGCUUACUCGAAGAUCAACGAUUUGAAAAUAAAAAAAGGUCUGGCUCUACAGGAUAUUCUGACUCAGUUGCACCUACUAGUGAACAAAAUUGAAUUUCCGGAUAAUUUAAUGAUGGAUCUAAUUAUCAAACUAGCGCAAAUUGAAAAGCAAACUGCAGCUGGAUGUAGCGAAGCAGUACAACUAAAUGCUCUAGUUUCAGCCUUUCAAAAUGUUCGCGAUAUUGAAAAGGUGUGAGGAGCGCGGUGUCGUAGAGUGCCAUGACAAGUAUUAAGUACACGGCGAUGCUCGGAAUAUAAAAAAUUCACUAUAAAACAAUCGUCUCGUCGGACUGAAUUUAGAAAUGUCUCUUAAUUUAUUUAAUUUUUUUUCCUGACUUAUUUUUUCCACGUUACUUUACGCUGCAUCUUUUAUGCUUGCCAGCGAAAAACAAAACUGUUGAAAUAUUAUUUUUCGUGGACAUCAUUAUCCAAGUGUAUCCUAUUAAAUUUAACGAGAAUCAACACUGA
Messenger RNA from Microplitis demolitor, 1504 nucleotides. It is a transcript of the gene RfC3, whose product is annotated as replication factor C subunit 5. Lineage: Eukaryota; Metazoa; Arthropoda; Insecta; Hymenoptera; Braconidae. Gene Ontology annotation, molecular function: DNA binding; ATP binding; ATP hydrolysis activity. Gene Ontology annotation, biological process: DNA repair; DNA-templated DNA replication. The transcript is spliced from 8 exons. Gene Ontology annotation, cellular component: nucleus; DNA replication factor C complex. The record is from RefSeq and is a predicted model, not a curated record. Bases 249 to 1232 code for a protein of 327 amino acids.